AGUUGAGGCCGCUUAUCUGCAUAUCCCGGACUAUAGUUCAGCGCGAGCCCGGCUGCUCUUCCCCAGUUGCCCUGGAGCUCCAGUCGCUUGCAAAGACUCCUUGCAAAAAAGCCCUGUUGCUAAUUUCGAUUUUGCAAAACAAAUCGCAAACAAAAUGUCCAUUCUCAGGAUCCAGUCUCGGGAAAUCUUUGACUCCCGUGGGAAUCCCACCGUCGAAGUAGACCUAUAUACCAGCAAAGGUCUCUUUAGGGCUGCAGUUCCAAGCGGGGCGUCUACUGGAAUCUAUGAAGCCCUGGAACUUCGCGACAAUGACAAGACACGCUUCCUGGGGAAAGGUGUCUCCCGAGCCGUUAAAUAUGUUAACGAAUUCCUGGCGCCGGCGUUGUGUACUCAGAACAUCAGUGUUGUGGAGCAAGAAAAGAUUGACAAGCUGCUGCUGGAGAUGGAUGGGUCUGAGAACAAAUCCAAGUUUGGAGCGAAUGCAAUCCUGGGAGUCUCCCUAGCUGUAUGCAAGGCUGGUGCUGCUGAAAAAGGGGUCCCUUUGUACCGGCACAUUGCUGACCUUGCUGGAAACCAGGACGUCAUUCUGCCAGUCCCCGCUUUCAAUGUGAUCAACGGUGGGUCCCAUGCCGGGAACAAGCUGGCCAUGCAGGAGUUCAUGAUCCUCCCCAUCGGUGCUGAGAACUUCAAGGAAGCCAUGCGCAUUGGUGCUGAGGUGUAUCACAACCUGAAGAAUGUCAUCAAGGAGAAGUAUGGGAAGGAUGCGACCAAUGUGGGUGAUGAAGGUGGCUUUGCGCCUAACAUCUUGGAGAACAAAGAAGCUCUGGAACUGCUGAAGACUGCCAUCAGUAAGGCUGGGUACACCGACAAGAUUGUAAUUGGGAUGGAUGUGGCGGCUUCCGAAUUCUAUCGCGACGGGAAAUACGACCUGGACUUCAAGUCCCCCGAUGACCCUAGCAGAUACAUCAGCCCUGACCAGCUGGCUGACCUCUACAAGGGUUUUGUGAAGAACUACCCGGUGGUUUCCAUUGAGGAUCCCUUUGACCAAGAUGACUGGGCUGCCUGGAAGAAGUUCACAGCCAGCGCAGGCAUCCAGGUGGUGGGUGAUGACCUGACGGUGACCAACCCCAAGCGGAUUGCGAAAGCCGUGGAGGAGAAAUCCUGCAACUGCCUUCUGCUCAAAGUCAACCAGAUUGGCUCAGUGACGGAGUCACUCCAGGCCUGCAAGCUUGCUCAGUCGAACGGCUGGGGCGUGAUGGUGAGCCAUCGCUCUGGAGAGACUGAAGAUACCUUCAUUGCCGACCUGGUGGUUGGGCUCUGCACUGGACAGAUCAAGACUGGGGCUCCCUGCCGAUCUGAACGCCUAGCCAAAUAUAACCAACUUUUGAGGAUCGAAGAGGAACUGGGUAGCAAGGCCCGCUUUGCCGGCAGGAACUUCAGGAACCCUCGUGUCAACUAAACGGAUCCGGGGCAGACAAGGCUCAUUCGUUCCCUACUCACCUACCCUUUACCCUGGUUGUGGUUGAAAGCACUAGUCACCUCAUUUAGGAGAAAUACAAAAACCCCAUAGUAUUUGUGUGUACCGUGAACGAAGGGCAGCUGAUGGAACCAGACAAGCUUUGCAGGUCCUCUCUAUUCUAGGUGACCACAAUUCAUCAUCUAGCAUCUUGUUUCCUUUCUCCUUCUCCUUCAUACACACCCCCAGCUUCGAUCCUUUGCUUUCAAAAGGGCUUGGCUUCUGUCUUCUCCUCCUCCCCUGGACCCCUGCAAACCAUUUCUCACCACCUUUGUCUUAUAUGGAGGGAAGCAUCUUCAGGAAGCUAGGAAGGCGAAGGAAUAUCCCAGUCUUGUUGGCGUACGAGUUGUAAAAGCUUGUUGCCGUUUUGGAGUAAGUGGGAUGCUCUGUAUUGAAGGUAAUGGGAGGACUUGUUUCUCCUCUUCCAUCCCUCUUGACCAUCCCAAGGAGGAAGAGAAACCCUUUUAUCUCCAGUACUUCUUCUGUGGAAGCUGUACAACUUGCAACGCAGCCCCGAGGUACCUGCAAACAGGAAGAAUGGUAGUUUUCAUGUGAAUUAAAUAAAACGAGAGAGAAACACCA
This is a messenger RNA of Sceloporus undulatus (fence lizard), 2098 nucleotides long. It is a transcript of the gene ENO1, whose product is annotated as enolase 1. Gene Ontology annotation, cellular component: phosphopyruvate hydratase complex. Gene Ontology annotation, molecular function: magnesium ion binding; phosphopyruvate hydratase activity. The record is from RefSeq and is a predicted model, not a curated record. NCBI's taxonomy places the organism in Eukaryota, Metazoa, Chordata, Lepidosauria, Squamata, Phrynosomatidae. The transcript has 12 exons. The coding region runs from base 155 to 1459 and encodes 434 amino acids. Gene Ontology annotation, biological process: glycolytic process.